GGCCUCGCGUCCAUCUUUACCGCUCCCUGGGACCUGUCACAAAGGAGUCGCACCGCCGCCGCCCCCUCCCUCCGGUGGGCCCGGGAGCUGGAGAAAGUCAGUGCCUCGGCCCGGCCGCGUUACUCGGGGAAGCCCCUGGGGACGCGGAGAAGGGGUGGGAGUCCAAGGGCUGGGGACUUUAGAGAGGAACGGGAACUGCCUCCCGAACCUGGGGUGGGGAGACCGGACUGGGGUCGAGAGAGACUCCGGGAAGGGGCCCGGGAAGAGGUGGCCUUGGGCUGAGCCCGGGAAACACCCUGGACGUUCCCCGCCGCGGCCCGCGCUGAGGGCGCCCCGAAGAGGCUCCUGCAAGAGGGUGUUCCCCCCCUUGGGGGGUCUUGGCCGGAAGAGGCUCUAGAGGGUCGCCUUUCUGAGGAGGCCACGCCGAAAAGGGCGCAGCCAAGAUCCAUCUGGCAGCAGUAAUGUUAUCCCUGGUGUCAUAUCCUGUCCUGACCCUGUUUGAAUUGCUGGCAACUCCCUGGGAUGGACUGCUAACGGUCACUGGAUGACCAGGCCCCCGUGUAGUUGAUAAUGUUGGAUAACAGCUUUGCAGCGUGCUUUGUGGUUCCGUUUCUAAAAACCAAUAGGAUGAAAGUUUUCCCGCUCCAGAUUAUGAAAAUGGUACUUGGAAAACUGAAAACUAUCUAAAUGAUUGUCUUUGGUUGGGCCGUGUUCUUAGCGAGCAGAAGCCUUGGCCAGGGUCUGCUGGUGACUCUUGAGGAACACAUCGCCCACCUCCUGGGAACGAGAGGCACCUUGACCAUGGGCAAUUCCUGUAUCUGCCGAGACGACAGUGGAGCAGAAGACAAUGUUGAUAACCAACAGCAGCAGUCUGAGCACAGCGCAGUACCUACGGCUGACUCAAGAAGCCACCCCCGGGACCCUGUUCGGCCACCACGGAGGGGCCGAGGACCACAUGAGCCGAGGAGAAAGAAACAAAACGUGGAUGGGCUGGUGCUGGACACACUGGCAGUGAUACGAACCCUUGUAGAUAAUGAUCAGGAACCUCCCUACUCAAUGAUUACAUUGCACGAAAUGGCAGAAACAGAUGAAGGAUGGUUAGAUGUUGUCCAGUCUUUAAUUAGAGUUAUUCCGUUGGAAGACCCAUUAGGACCAGCUGUUAUUACGUUGUUACUAGAUGAAUGUCCUUUGCCCACUAAAGAUGCACUCCAGAAAUUGACUGAAAUCCUCAAUUUAAAUGGAGACGUAGCCUGUCAGGACCCAGGCCAUCCUGCAAAACACAGGAACACGUCUGCAGUCCUAGGUUGCUUGGCUGAGAAGCUAGCAGGUCCUGCAAGUAUAGGUUUACUUAGCCCAGGAAUCCUGGAAUACUUGCUACAGUGUCUGAAGCUGCAGCCCCACCCCACCGCCAUGCUCUUUGCUCUCAUCGCCCUGGAGAAGUUUGCACAGACAAGUGAAAACAAAUUGACCAUUGCCAAAUCCAGUAUUAGUGACCGUCUUGUCACAUUGGAGUCCUGGGCUGAUGAUCCUGAUUAUCUGAAACGUCAAGUGGGUUUCUGUGCCCAGUGGAGCUUAGACAAUCUCUUUUUAAAAGAAGGUAGGCAACUGACCUAUGAAAAGGUGGACCUGAGUAACGUCAGGGCUAUGCUGAACAGCAACGACGUAAGCGAGUACCUGAAGAUAUCGCCUCAUGGCUUAGAGGCUCGCUGUGAUGCCUCCUCCUUUGAAAGUGUCCGUUGCACCUUCUGUGUGGACGCCGGAGUGUGGUACUACGAAGUCACAGUGAUCACCUCUGGUGUCAUGCAGAUAGGCUGGGCCACCAGAGACAGCAAAUUUCUCAAUCAUGAAGGCUACGGCAUUGGGGACGACGAGUACUCCUGUGCGUAUGAUGGCUGCCGGCAGCUGAUUUGGUACAACGCCAGAAGUAAACCUCACCUGCAUCCGUGCUGGAAAGAAGGAGACACAGUAGGAUUUCUGUUAGACUUGAAUGAAAAGCAAAUGAUCUUCUUUCUAAACGGCAACCAGCUGCCUCCCGAGAAACAAGUUUUUUCAUCUACUAUAUCCGGGUUUUUUGCCGCAGCGAGUUUUAUGUCAUAUCAACAAUGUGAGUUCAAUUUUGGAGCAAAACCAUUCAAACACCCACCAGCUAUGAAGUUUAGCACUUUUAAUGACUACGCCUUCCUAACAGCUGAAGAAAAAAUAAUAUUGCCAAGGCACAGGCGUCUGGCUCUGCUGAAGCAGGUCAGCAUCCGGGAAAACUGCUGCUCCCUGUGCUGUGAUGAGGUGGCAGACACACAGCUGAAGCCGUGUGGACACAGUGACCUAUGCAUGGACUGUGCCUUGCAACUGGAGACCUGCCCAUUGUGUCGGAAAGAAAUAUUGUUUAGAGUCAGACAGAUUUCUCAUAUUUCAUGACACACGUGAAAAUGCAUCAUGGACGUAUUUCUACUCGAUUCCAGCCAAUGUGGAAAGGGAAAACAAAGGAAAAAACAAAAACAAAACAUCUCUAAUCACUCAUCAUACGUACAUUGAAACAUAGCCAUGGCCAGAUUUUAUGCUAAAAAUGGUAGUUUGUCAAAGACAACAUUCUCUUAGAAUCUAACCCAACUUGCCAGCCCUGAGAAAUUCCUUUUUAGGCCAAGGAAUGCUGAAUGCGGAACGUGUUGGCCAGGGGAACUUCCCUGAAAGACAGUCGGAGACAGGGCCCUCCUGAGUGUUGGCGGCAUACUGGCCUUUGCCAAGGCGGGUUCAUUUGAUUUGAUU
This is a messenger RNA of Echinops telfairi (small Madagascar hedgehog), 2763 nucleotides long. It is a transcript of the gene RSPRY1, whose product is annotated as ring finger and SPRY domain containing 1. The record is from RefSeq and is a predicted model, not a curated record. Bases 688 to 2415 code for a protein of 575 amino acids. Gene Ontology annotation, molecular function: protein binding; ubiquitin-protein transferase activity. NCBI's taxonomy places the organism in Eukaryota, Metazoa, Chordata, Mammalia, Afrosoricida, Tenrecidae. Gene Ontology annotation, cellular component: cytoplasm. The transcript has 16 exons.